CCGGGGGGGUUUUCGAGCGUGGAUGACGUGAUAGAGGUUUGAGCGAUGGAGCGGCAAGGAUGUAGAGGCCUGGCCCGCGUCGUUUCAUGGAUGUGGAACCAGUGGAUGUUGGUCACUUUGGCCUGGUAUGCCUGCGCAGUAUUUACAGCUGCAACGCUCAAGAGGUCAAAACAUCGAGCUAUGCUGUCAGUCUUUGCCAACCUCGUCAUAGGUUGGCCUUUGAUUACUCCGUUUGCCAUGGCUGAUGGGACGGAAGGUUGCCAGCGUUUGAAGACACAUUGGCGGAAGGUUUUGCUCAUUGCCGUUCUGGCGGGGCUGGAAAAGAACCUCACGAAUUCUUCCUUGUCAUCGAUUGGUGGAGCCUUAAAGACGGCACUGCAUGGCCUGAAUGUGGUUUUCACUUUCUUUGUGGCUGCAAUUGCCGGAGCCGAUGAUCGUGCUUACUACUGUAUCCGGGGCUGCCGGUGCAGUGGAAAUCUUCUUCUGACGAUCAGCUUGAUCCUAGUUGCAUGUGGCAGUGUCUUUGCAUUGCCCAAGGGUAACUCGAAGGAAGAAGCAUGGGGCACCAGCCACUGGGGUGUCAUUUUCCAGUUGGGCUCCGGCAUCGCGUAUGCCAUGAAGUUCACUGCUAUCAAACUGUUGCUGUGCAGCAACAAUGAGUCUGCCAACAGUGCCCACCGGCCGCCGUCAAAAGCACAAGUUGUCUUCCUUUGCAAUCCAGUGAUAGGCCUAAUGAGCCUGGCGUUGGUGCCUCUGGGCGGUGAUUGGACAGUGCCCGAGUUUAGUCUUGCUUUGGCUGUGGCUGCGGCGGCCACCCCUAUCCUUGUGCUGCAGAUGCAACUCAUCCAGUUGCUCAAGUCGCCUGUCACAGUGGCUGUGCUGGCAGUUUUCCACGAUCUUGCGAUUGUUUGCUAUUUCGUCAGUAUGGGUGGAGAGUCGUUUUCUCGAGCGCAAGUCAUCGGCUAUACGGUGUCAGCCGUGGGCGCCAUCCUUUACAGCUGCGCAAAGUAUCGCUAUUCUGAUUUGGCUGCUCAGGACCUUUCUGAUUGCAGCUCUUCGAUUGAAAAUGACCGGAGUUUCUCAAUAACCCCGCAGACGAUGAGGCUGCACUUCUCAUUUUCAACUCAAUCCAGUUUUUGAAUCACACCGUG
Molecule: messenger RNA, 1151 nt
Organism: Durusdinium trenchii
Lineage: Eukaryota; Dinophyceae; Suessiales; Symbiodiniaceae
Source: the annotation of a GenBank genome assembly